AUGAAUAAUAAUGUCGAGACAAGCUCGGUGCAAGAAAGGGAAUCGGAUGAUGCUCAUGAUGAAGAAGAUGAGGAGGAUGAAUCAGUAACUUUUAGUACAGAUGAUGAAGUUGGGCAUGUUAAGAAAUUGGUCGAACCACAUUCUUGUACUAGAAGCAACAAAGGUGCGAAUAAGGUGGCAACACAAGGAUGGGUUGUAAGUGCGGUUAUAGAUAAGUUGAAAUGCGACGGGGAUGUCUCAAUUAAAGAACUCCACAAGUGGGUUAAGAUAAAUUUCAAUGUUGAUCUACCCUACAUGAAAAUCUUUCGAGGUAAAGAACAAGCUUAUAGUGAUUUGUACGGGAAUUGGGAAGACUCAUUCAUAAAGACGAAUGCUUUUAAAGAGGAACUAUUAAGGCGAAAUCCGGGAAGCGUUGUCGAAGUUGACAUUGAGACUAAAGCUUGUUGGAAGGGGUUUCUUGUUGGUUGUCGUCCCUAUAUUUCUCUAGAUGCAUGCCAUCUAAAAGGCAAGUUUAAAAGGGUACUAGUCGCUGCUAAUAGUGUUAAUGGUAACAAUUCUAUUUUUUCGGUGGCUUAUGGUGUACCUGAAUCUGAAAACAAGAACUCAUGGAUAUGGUUUCUUGAGUUACUUAAGAAAGUAAUCGGUACGCCUAAUGGACUAGUUAUAUCAUCAGAUUUGCAAAAGGGUGUAGACAUUGCAAUUACACAAGUUUACCCUAAUGUUGAGCAUAGAGAGUGCAUUAGGCACUUAUUUAGUAACUUCAAUAAGCAUUUUCGUGGUGAUUUAUUCACACGAAAUUUAUGGCAAGCUGCAAAGACCUAUUGUGUAAACGAGCAUGAUCGACUAUUAAAUGAAAUUACUGGAGCAAAUAAAGAUGCACUUACUUAUCUUAAUGAGAAUCACAAUAAGAUAUGGAGUUGUUGUAGGUUUGGGGAGACAUCAAAGUGUAACUAUGUUACAAAUAAUAUUUCGGAGUCAUUUAAUGCGUGGAUAGGUGAGGUGCGUUAUAAACCGGUUCUUAAAUUACUUGAUUCCAUUAGAGAGAAGAUUAUGGUACGAUUUGACAAAAAAAUGAGGCUUUCAAAAAGAUGGAAGGGUUCCUUAGUACCAAAAACUAAGACUUACCUCGACAAAAUCUCUAAGAAAUUGGGUGCAUAUAAAAUUUGUAAAAGUGGUGAAAAUCGAGCUGAGGUGAAAUACGAGGACAAGCGUUGGGAGGUUUCCCUUGAUGAGAGAAAGUGUUCUUGUCGGGUUUGGCAGAAAUUAGGUGCAUAUAAAAUUUGUAAAAGUGGUGAAAAUCGAGCUGAGGUGAAAUACGAGGACAAGCGUUGGGAGGUUUCCCUUGAUGAGAGAAAGUGUACUUGUCGGGUUUGGCAGUUUAAAUUAGCUUAUGCUUUAGAAGUUGCCCCAAUGCCUACAAAGGAUCAAUGGUUGCAUAUAGAUAACAAGGAGAAGACAUACCCACCUACAAUCAAACGUCCACCUGGAGACCAAGAAAGAACAUAA
This is a messenger RNA of Helianthus annuus (common sunflower), 1506 nucleotides long. RefSeq lists its product as uncharacterized. The transcript has 7 exons. Gene Ontology annotation, biological process: DNA transposition. The record is from RefSeq and is a predicted model, not a curated record. Lineage: Eukaryota; Viridiplantae; Streptophyta; Magnoliopsida; Asterales; Asteraceae. The coding region runs from base 1 to 1506 and encodes 501 amino acids. Gene Ontology annotation, molecular function: transposase activity; zinc ion binding; DNA binding.